GUAAACAACAGGCUCACAUGUUUUGCUAAUGUGUCUGCAGAUGUUUUCUACUAGUGAAGUUAGCUAGUAAACAAUCUUUAUUUCAUGUUUCUCCGUUUUUAUGUUGCAGAUAAUUAAAGUCUUGUUCUUGUAAGGGACAGGAUGAGCAAUAUUUACAUUCAAGAACCACCAACGAAUGGAAAGGUCUUGCUGAAGACCACAGCAGGUGACAUUGACAUUGAGUUGUGGUCCAAGGAAGCUCCAAAAGCAUGUAGGAACUUUGUGCAGCUAUGCAUGGAAGGUUACUAUAAUGGCACGAUAUUCCAUCGAGUGGUGCGCGAUUUCAUCGUUCAGGGAGGAGAUCCCACUGGCACGGGGGCAGGUGGCGAGUCCAUCUACGGUGGGCCGUUCAAGGAUGAAUUUCACUCCAGAUUGCGGUUCAAUCGGAGAGGUUUGGUUGCCAUGGCAAAUGCUGGGCCAAAUGAUAAUGGCAGUCAGUUUUUCUUCACAUUGGGGCGUGCGGAUGAGCUCAACAAUAAACACACCAUAUUUGGAAAAGUGACAGGAGACACAAUUUUUAAUAUGCUCAGACUAGCUGAGGUUUAUUGUGAUGAUCAGGAAAGACCAAGGAAUCCCCACAAGAUAAGAAUGACUGAGGUGCUUCAUUGUCCUUUUGAUGACAUUGUGCCUCGUGAAACAAAGAAAGGCAAAAAGGAAAAAUCGAAAGAAGAGGAAAAGAAAUCACAGUCAAAAGCCACAAAGAACUUCAGCCUUUUAUCAUUUGGAGAAGAAGCUGAAGAAGAAGAGGAGAUUAUGAAUCAAGUCAGCCAGACAAUGAAGGGAAAAAGCAAAAGCAGCCAUGACCUUCUGAAAGACGAUGCCAGGCUGAGCUCUGUUCCAGCAGUUGACAAGAAAAAUAAGAAGGAACCAUCUGGAGAUGCUGCAGAGAUGGAUGAUGACAGUAUUAAAGAUGGAAUAGAUGCAGGUGAAGACUCUGAUCCAGAUAAGAAAGAAAAGAUGAGACAACUCAUCAGUGGUAAACUCAAGAAAGACAAAGUCCCAGAGAAGAAAACUGAGGCCAGUGAGGAGGAACGAGAAAAAAAGUCCAGCCGCAGUGAUGAAUUACGUAAAGAAGUACGACAGUUGAAGAAGGAGCUACAGGCCAUAAAACAAAGGAAAGAAGAAAGUUUGAAACCUGCUGUUGAUGACGUAACAGAAGGAGAAAAAAAGCCCAUCAGCACGGCUGUGGAAGAGUACCUGGAGGGACGAAAGAAGUAUGAAGAGGUCAGAAAACAAAAACUGAAGAAGGGCACAAGCAGAGAGCAACAGACGUUAGCUCUACUCGAUCGUUUCAAAUCCAAAUUGUCGACAGCUAUCACGGAUACACCUGAAGAAGAAGAAGAGGUGGAGGAGUUGGCAGAGGAUGAUGACAAAGGAUGGAUGACCCAUGUUCUGCAGUUUGACGAGCAAACCAGAAAAGUCAAGGAUGCCAACAUGCAGGAUGAGGACACAUUUGAGAUCUAUGACCCACGCAACCCCGUCAACAAACGAAGGCGUGAGGAGAGCAAGAAGAUCAUGAAGGAGAAGAAGGCCAGGAGGUGAGGGCAGAAGGUCAAAGGUCACCUUGUGCCCACAAGUAUGAGUGAAGUAUUGGUAACGAGACACUCAGUAUUUUUCCUGUCCGCUUGUCCAGUGCAUCACAUUAAUCUUAUGGAUAUAAUCGUGGUUAUCAUGUUCAUAUAAAUGUAUGUAAUCUGUUAACUUUAAAAAAAAAAUCAAUUUAUGCCUUUUGUUUCAGUGUGGAUGUUUAGUUCUUUAAAAUAAAUAAUAAAGGCUUCAAGUAUUCUA
This is a messenger RNA of Thalassophryne amazonica, 1827 nucleotides long. RefSeq names its product CWC27 spliceosome associated cyclophilin (gene cwc27). Lineage: Eukaryota; Metazoa; Chordata; Actinopteri; Batrachoidiformes; Batrachoididae. Gene Ontology annotation, molecular function: peptidyl-prolyl cis-trans isomerase activity. The transcript is spliced from 14 exons. The record is from RefSeq and is a predicted model, not a curated record. Bases 142 to 1581 code for a protein of 479 amino acids. Gene Ontology annotation, cellular component: catalytic step 2 spliceosome. Gene Ontology annotation, biological process: protein peptidyl-prolyl isomerization; protein folding.